Molecule: messenger RNA, 1050 nt
Organism: Cooperia oncophora
Lineage: Eukaryota; Metazoa; Nematoda; Chromadorea; Rhabditida; Trichostrongylidae
Source: the annotation of a GenBank genome assembly
AUGGGAAAGUCCCUGGAAGACGACUUUUCUUUCGAGCACUUCACGGGUAUAAAGACAGCGCGUGACGAUGAGAGGCCAUACAAACGCGUUGCGAUAGAGCACAGCAAAAUUUGGGAUGCACGUAGAUACCAGUCCCGUUCCACUUAUUAUGAGAUUCGCACCGGCGCCUUUUCGGGGCUUUUUCAUCCAGAUCAGAUCAUCAGCGGAAAAGAGGAUGCAGCAAAUAAUUACGCAAGAGGACAUUAUACUAUUGGCAAGGAAUUAAUAGAUACUGUACUUGAACGGAUCAGAAAACAGACAGAAAACUGCAUGGGACUCCAAGGUUUUCUCGUUUUCCAUUCAUUUGGUGGCGGUACUGGUAGCGGAUUUAGCUCUCUACUUAUGGAACGAUUGAGUGUUGAGUACGGAAAGAAAAGCAAGCUUGAAUUCAGUAUUUAUCCGGCCCCACAAGUAAGCACUGCAGUCGUGGAGCCGUACAACUCUAUCCUGACCACUCACUGCACCUUGGAGCACUCAGAUUGCUCUUUUAUGGUCGAUAACGAAGCUAUUUACGACAUCUGCAGAAGAAAUCUCAAUGUUGAGCGUCCAUCAUACGUCAACCUCAAUCGCCUCAUUGCACAAAUCGUUUCUUCGAUAACUGCAUCGCUUCGUUUCGACGGUGCACUGAAUGUGGACCUAACCGAAUUUCAGACCAACCUUGUGCCCUACCCACGGAUCCAUUUUCCCCUUGCCACUUACGCUCCAGUGAUAUCCGCAGAAAAAGCCUAUCAUGAGCCACUGUCUGUGCAAGACAUCACAAAUAUGUGUUUCGAGCCAUGCAAUCAAAUGGUAAAGUGCGAUCCACGAACUGGAAAGUACAUGGCAGUCUGUCUUCUCUAUCGUGGUGAUGUAGUCCCGAAAGACGUCAAUGCCGCAAUCGCCUCCGUGAAGACCAGAAGAGGAAUCCAAUUCGUCGACUGGUGCCCAACAGGCUUCAAAGUUGGAAUAAACUAUCAGCCGCCAACAGCUGUUGAAGGAGGAGAUCUUGCUAAGGUAAGCGAGAAUUUCUAA